Messenger RNA from Chrysochloris asiatica (Cape golden mole), 723 nucleotides. It is a transcript of the gene RHNO1, whose product is annotated as RAD9-HUS1-RAD1 interacting nuclear orphan 1. Gene Ontology annotation, cellular component: nucleus; chromosome. Gene Ontology annotation, biological process: DNA damage checkpoint signaling; recombinational repair; cellular response to ionizing radiation. NCBI's taxonomy places the organism in Eukaryota, Metazoa, Chordata, Mammalia, Afrosoricida, Chrysochloridae. The transcript is spliced from 2 exons. The record is from RefSeq and is a predicted model, not a curated record. The coding region runs from base 1 to 723 and encodes 240 amino acids.
AUGCCUCCCAGAAAAAAGCGCAGACAGCGGUCUCAGAAAGCUCCGCUGCUGUUCCACCAACAACCACUGGAUGGCGCCAAACACCACUAUGCAUCGCAACAGCUUCCCAUCAGCCACACUAGACCUGUGCCUAGCAAGCCCAUUGAUCACCAAACCAUCACUUCCUGGGUAUUGCCUGAGUUUGAUACAACAGCAGAAAGCUGUUUGCCAGUUUUCCGGAAACAACAUCACCGAGACCAGGCAAGACAGUCAAGUCGAAAAUCUACUGCCUCCAAGUUUCCACAUCUGACCUUUGAGAGUCCACAGUCUUCUUCCAGUUCAACGGCAUUGGGGCUCCCUUUAAUCAGGGAUUGUCCCAAUCAGUCAGAAAAGGACAUUUCCAGAAGACCCUUAGUGCCAAUGCUCAGUCCCCAAAGCUGUGGGGAACUGUCAGUACCUACACUUCAAAGCCCAGCUUAUGUGUUCAUUCCACCUGAUAUCCAAACCCCAGAGUCAUCUGUGAGGGAAGAACCCAUUCCUCCAGAUCAGAAGGAACAGAGCCUGCCAAGCUGUGCCCAUCAUACUAGUACUCCUAGGAGCUUAGAGCCUGGGCCUAUUCUGGUUAAAGACACUCCUGAGGACAAGUAUGGGAUAAAGGUUACCUGGAGGAGACGGCAGCACCUAUUGGCUUGCCUCAGGGAGAGAGGGAAACUGAGCAAAAGCCAGUUCAUUGUGAAAAACUGA